Messenger RNA from Notothenia coriiceps (black rockcod), 906 nucleotides. Its product is annotated as sodium-dependent neutral amino acid transporter B(0)AT1-like. The transcript has 5 exons. NCBI's taxonomy places the organism in Eukaryota, Metazoa, Chordata, Actinopteri, Perciformes, Nototheniidae. Gene Ontology annotation, molecular function: neutral L-amino acid transmembrane transporter activity. The annotation marks the transcript as partial. Gene Ontology annotation, cellular component: plasma membrane; apical plasma membrane; brush border membrane. Gene Ontology annotation, biological process: sodium ion transmembrane transport; neutral amino acid transport; nitrogen compound transport. The record is from RefSeq and is a predicted model, not a curated record.
AAACAUCUUGUUGCUGCUAAAUGCGUUUGAUCUUUCUGAGGGGACGUUCACAGAGGGCAACUACGAUGAAGUUCUGCAGAAUCUCAACAGCACGAUCUCAGGGUCAGAGGUCAUUCAGGGGCUGGACCUCAGCACCUGCAACCUCAGGACCUUUCUUAGUGAAGGAGUGGAGGGAACCGGCCUUGCCUUUAUUGUGUUCACAGAGGCCAUCACAAAGAUGCCUGUUUCUCCUCUUUGGUCCGUUCUGUUUUUCAUCAUGCUCUUCUGCCUCGGGCUCUCCACCAUGUUUGGAAGUAUAGAGGGAGUCGUGGUCCCCCUGCAGGACCUACAAAUCUUUCCUAAGAACUGUCCUAAAGAGGUGCUCACAGGAGUCGUAUGCCUUGUGUCCUUCUCGAUUGCGCUCAUCUUUGCUCUGCCGUCUGGAAAUUACUGGUUAGCCCUCUUCGACAGCUUCGCAGGCUCCAUCCCGCUGCUCAUUAUCGCCUUCUGUGAGAUGACUGCCGUGGCCUACCUGUAUGGAAUGGACAGGUUUAACAAAGACAUUGAGUUCAUGAUUGGACACAAACCCAACAUCUUCUGGCAGGCGGCGUGGAGAGUGGUCAGCCCUUUGAUCGUUUUGGUCAUCUUUGUGUUUUACUUUGUCACCAAAGUCAACUCUGAACUCACAUACCUCACCUGGAAUCCAAACUCGGAAAACUUCCCCGUAUUGGAGGCGAUACCCUAUCCUAGCUGGGUCUACAUUAUCAUUUUCUUUUUGGCUGGACUUCCAGGUCUUUUUAUCCCAGGAUUUGCUUUAUACAAAUUAUUCCAAAGAUGCUGCUGCAAGAAAAACAUAAAUAUCCUUGAGCUCAACACUGUAUCAGCCAAAGUCAACAUGUAUGGCAAUCAAUAAACUGUCUUACAUUU